CCAUUUUCGAAUUUUGCAUGAUCGGGCAGAUACCGACAUGUGUUUGCAAAAAAAUCAAAACAACAAAAGAACGUUAACGUGCGUGCAUCUUCUACACUAUCAUAUGUAUACCACGGUAGUAUUUGCAGCACUCGCUAUAUACCUUAGAACACAAAAUGUCAUCUAUAAUCUUUCCUUCAAGGGCUUGUAUACACUUAUCGGAGGCUCUGGUGUCCUCUUUUAUAAGUAAGCCGUAACAUACUGCAUGUUUUAGAAAAAACGUGCAUGUCUUUCUGUCUCAAAUUCUAUGAUGGUUGAUGGCCUCUUGGAUUAUCGAAACUUCCAAGCAGUCGAGGAGAAGCGUAGUACGAG
Zychaea mexicana is the source of this 351-nucleotide messenger RNA. RefSeq lists its product as uncharacterized. Bases 38 to 229 code for a protein of 63 amino acids. The transcript has a single exon. NCBI's taxonomy places the organism in Eukaryota, Fungi, Mucoromycota, Mucoromycetes, Mucorales, Lichtheimiaceae. The record is from RefSeq and is a predicted model, not a curated record.